Messenger RNA from Bicyclus anynana (squinting bush brown), 19718 nucleotides. Its product is annotated as histone-lysine N-methyltransferase 2C. The coding region runs from base 149 to 15658 and encodes 5169 amino acids. The transcript is spliced from 54 exons. Gene Ontology annotation, biological process: positive regulation of transcription by RNA polymerase II. The record is from RefSeq and is a predicted model, not a curated record. NCBI's taxonomy places the organism in Eukaryota, Metazoa, Arthropoda, Insecta, Lepidoptera, Nymphalidae. Gene Ontology annotation, cellular component: nucleus; MLL3/4 complex. Gene Ontology annotation, molecular function: histone H3K4 methyltransferase activity; transcription coactivator activity; histone binding.
UCGCAUUCGCAACGCAGGGAAUGUUGUAUUUUGUACUUUCGUAAUUUUAUUCGUAUUUGCAUAAAAUAAGCUAAAAAUGAUUUUAUUAUCGCAUUUUAUGUCAUAUUCCUAAUUUUAAUAGCGUUCCGGCCCGUCGCAUUAAGUUGCGAUGGACGGACCAGACGAAGGGGUCCUGGAUGUGGAUCUGUUAGCUGAUGAUGGGUCAGACGAUGAGAGCGAGGUCCCGCCGUCCUCAGAUUUCUACCCUGGCCCAGCAUCCACACCAACAUCAUGUGCUUCUUCACCACGGGGCGAGGAGCCAGCUUCGCCACUGGCAGUGGUAUCACAGCCAGCAUUCUUCCAUCACCAGGCCUAUACUCGCCCAUUCUUUACAUCUGGGAGGAGGGGCCCGGGAAGACCACGCAAAGAGGGUCCCAAGCUGGCACGUGAAGGGAAAAUAGUUAGAAGAUAUAGAGGCAAUUUAGCUGGCUCCGUCAGGGGUGCAAAAAGACACCGCACCAGUCGAGAUGAGGCCCCUGAUGACAUAGUAGAUGAGGAUGACUUCACCAUGCCUGCACCUGAAGAACCACCCUAUAUGCCAGAAAAAUGGCCAGGAAAAGUAUGUGCCUUAUGCAACCUGAGCGAACGCAGCCAACUGGGGCAGGGCGAGAUGCGUCAGUUCGCUUGUCCGGUGGACACAGACGGCAGCACCACCCCUGUGGUGAGCAACUCGGGGGGCGCCACCCCCACGAGCACGCCCAGCACCCCCGUGCAGACCCUGCCCGCAGGGCUGGCCUCACCACCGCCAGAGCUGAUGGAUGGAAGCCAGCAGCAACAGGCCAUGCCAUUGAGCAGACGGCAGAAGGCUUUCAAUAAAUGCAAGACUCCAUUAUACAACAUGGAGCACACAGAUGAGCUAUCCAUCAUUGGGUUUCUGGAUUGCUUGGAACUGCCAGCAGUGGUAUCAUCCGGUAUGCUGUACGUUCACCGAUGCUGCCUUGAAUUCAGCCCCCCAUUCCACGACCAAGUUGCUGCUGCAUGUAACUCUGAAGAGGACAAAGAGCAACUGGAGGAGGCCAGGGUCAGGGGCAUUGUUACAGCAGCCCUCAAUAGAAAAUGUGCCUUUUGCCUGCGACAUGGAGCAAGCAUACCCUGCAAGUUUAGCUGUAGUAAAUACUUCCAUCUGCCGUGUGUUCUUGCAUCUGGUGGCUUUAUGGACUUCCAAAGCAGAUCGUCAUUCUGCAAAGAUCAUUUAUACCAAGUGCCUGUUGAUUGUUCAGCUGACAUAGACUGCCGAACGUGUCGCACCAUCGGCGACAUAACGAACCUGAUGACGUGCGUGGCUUGCGGCGGCCACUACCACGGCACCUGCGUGGGGCUCGCCCAGCUGCCCGGCGUGCGCGCGGGCUGGUCGUGCCGCGCGUGCCGCGUGUGCCAGGUGUGCCGCGGCGAGGCGGGCGCGGGCGCGGGCGAGGCGCGCGCCGUGGCGUGCGAGCACUGCGACAAGCUGUACCACGCCACGUGCCUGCGCCCCGUCAUGGCCACCGUGCCCAAGUACGGCUGGAAGUGCAAGUGCUGCCGCGUGUGCAGCGACUGCGGCGCGCGCUCGCCCGGCGCGGGGCCCUCGUCGCGCUGGCACGCGCACUACACCGUCUGCGACUCGUGCUACCAGCAGCGCAACAAGGGAUCGUGUUGUCCGCUGUGCCGGCGCGCCUACCGUGCUGCUGCCUACCGGGACAUGAUACGGUGUUCCACCUGUCGCAGAUAUGUCCACGGACUUUGUGACCCGGACGCGGAUCCGCAACAAUACAGACAUAAGAAAGAGCAAAACCCGACUUACGAAUACAGCUGUCCCAUAUGCAAAGCGAACCAACAGCUGACUGGAUCCAAACCUGGCUCCUUUGAAGAUGACAAUAUGGCGUCGACGUCGCAAGACUCAUCGUUUGGUGACGAUACACCGCAGGACCAAGACCCUCUUGCUCUUGAACCCAAGGUUGUUUCUCAAAUUGACGUGGGCCUCGGUAAAGGAAAACCGUAUACAGUUUCAUCAAAAGUAGCCAAAAAAAAAAUAGGUGGCUACAAAUUAAAAGGUGGCUACCCACCUGCUGGAAAACUUGGCUUUCAAAAGCGGCAGAGAUCUGUUUUUGACUUGGGCCGAAAGAGAGGUUCUAAGCCGAAGAUGAGAGGAGUGUUCGGGGUCCCAGGGUUGGGGCUGCAGAGACCUCAAGCGCCUGACAAUAAAACAUCUGACGAUGAUCCAGGAGUAGAGAACAAACUGGUGCUGUGCUCGAGUAAGGACAAGUUCGUGCUGACGCAAGACUUGUGCGUGAUGUGCGGCGCCAUCGGCACGGACUCGGAGGGCUGCCUCAUAGCGUGCUCGCAGUGCGGGCAGACUUACCAUCCCUAUUGCGUCAGCAUUAAGGUAUCUCAAGUGAUAGUAAGCCUGGGCUGGCGCUGCCUGGACUGCACAGUGUGCGAGGGCUGCGGCUCACGCGGCGACGAGCCGCUGCUCGUGCUGUGCGACGACUGCGACACGGCGUGGCACACGUACUGCGCGCGCCCCACGCUGCCCGACGUGCCGCGCGGCGCCUGGCGCUGCCCACGCUGCCGACGCUGCCUGGUCUGCGGCACGCGCGACACCGCGCUCUGGUGCGAUAACUACACUGAAUGCGCUCCGUGCGCGUCGCUGGUGAUGUGCUGCGUGUGCACGGAGCCGUACUCGGACGGGGAGCUCAUCAUCCAGUGCACGGGCUGCUCGCGCUGGCUGCACGCCGCCUGCGACUCCAUCCGCAGCGAGGCCGACGCCGAGACCUGCUGCCGAGCCGGGUACAAGUGCCUACUAUGCCGCGGGCGGGACGUACCGCCGCCGCACCUAGCGCGCGCCAUAGAAGCAGCCCGCCCGCCCACUCCACCUGCCGCGCGGCCGCGUCUCACCGCGCUGGCGCUGGGGCUGGCGGGCGAGUACUACGUGGACGACGUGUGCCUGUCGCAGCGCGGCGCGCACCACAUGAAGCAGCUGGAGGCCGAGAUGGGCAUAACGCACACGAGGAGGAAGCGGAGAUUCAAGAACGAGAACAAUGAGAAGGAUGCCGAAAUAAUGGCAUCUAUUGAAACAGUGGUUCAGAAUGCAGAAGGCGAGCUGGGCGACGACUCCAAGCCCGACAGCACCGCCGAAGUCAAAGAGGAGCCGGGUCUGACACCAACAAGUAAUCUAAAAGAGGGAAUCCUCUGGAACAUCGCCAACGACGGGCCGGUGCCCGAAGGCUUCACCAUAUACACCACAGACUCCGGGCUGACUGUGCUGAGACGUAAGCGACAGAGGAAUCUGAACAAGCUCGGCAUCGGCGGCUUUGUGGUGCGACAGAGACAGAACACCAAAGCUCAGGCGGACGACGAGAAAGAGGGAGACGGGACACAGGGCUCUAGUGAUUCUCCGAGCAACAAACGUAAGCCGCGCCGCAAGCCGCGUUCGAAGCUGAUGGAACAGUUCCCGUCCUACAUGCAGGAGGCGUUCUUCGGCAAAGAGCUGCUCGAGCCGUCUAAACCCGCUGUUACUUCCACUGGUGCAGGAGGUAUGUUGGAGGGCGAGGUCGCGCGCGGCGCUACUCCGGAGGGCUACCGCGAGCUGCGAGACUUCGACAAUUCGGACAGCGACGGCGAGGACGUGCUCUCCGCGCUCUACUCCGUCAACGACCACGACAACAGCGUGUUCAUCACUCUCAACACUGAAGAGAGUGACAUCUUGCAAUCAUUGAGGCCUAAGGAGGAGAAAGACGAUGGGAACUCCUUAUUGGACGCCACAAAGAUAAAGACUGAAGCAUCGGAGGAGUGCCAGCUGAGGCACACGGAGGACUCGACCGCGCUGAAGAACGCCCUCUUGGGCCCGCCGCCGGCUGACGGCGACGCCGCGCCCGUUGAUGCGCCUCUACACACUCCCAAACAAGAAAACAUCAGUGCUGAAACAAGCGUGGGCUCGCAGUCUUCGCGCAUCUCACCAAAGGACGAGCUGUCUCUGCUGGGAGUGAGCCUGGACGCGAUGGUGCGCGACUCGCUGCCCGACAUGGACAGCAACGACGUCGACGAGAUAUUCAAGGGCGUGCUCACGGAUGACUCGCAGGAAUCUCAAGAAUCGACAGUAUCGUACGUGAACUCGAUGACCGGGACCCCAUACUCUCAACGGCAGCAGCUACAGAGCCCCAUGGAAUACGCAUCACCUUAUCAUUCCGAGUUUGGCAGUGGCAGCGCCCUCAGUCCUCUGUACGGCGAGUGCAGCGGUGGGUCCGGCGCGAGCGCGGGCGCGGGCGCGUGGAGCGACCAGCCCGCGCCUCCGCCCUCCUACAACCAGCGCAGUGCGGACAAGAUGCGCGCUGACGAGAGUCUAGGUUCAGCGGCCACAAUAUCAGCAGUGCUAUACGCCAACACCAACCACCCGGAAUGGAAAACAGAGUUCCCCAAUUGGGUCGACCGGUGCAAGCAGAUACUGAAGAAAUGGCGGGCCCUGCCCUCCGAACAGAAGGCGCCGUACCUCCAACGCGCGAGGGACAACCGCAGCGCAAUCCGCAUGAAGAAAGCUCAGCAGAGCACGAGCGGCCCGGCGAGCGCGGGAGCCGGCGGCGCCGAGGACGGCGCGCGCUCCCCGGCCACGCCCACGCCCACCGCGUCGGCGCCCACCACGCCCAGCCCCCUCGCCGCGCCCCCCGCGCCCCCCACGCCCACGCUCCCGGCGCCCGCCGCGAGCGCGCCCACGGUCGGCCCCGGCGGCACGGAGCAAGAGCGAGCGUGCAGUCAACAGAGAACCGCACGCGAAGCUGAACAAGAGCGGCAGUGGAAGCAGUUGCAGCAAAUGCGUCAGCAGCAAACGCAACAGCAGCAGCAGAUCAUACACGACCAGAGGAUCCAAGCAGCGAUGCAGCGUAUCCGCGGGCCCGACGGCAGCAGCCCGCCCGGCGCCGGCAGCGCGCCCUCCCCCGCGCCCGCCGACGCGCCCCGCGCGCCCUUCCCCGCGCAGCGCUUCCCGCUGUACGCCACCAACGAGGACAUCAACCGCCAGCUGCGCGACCUGCUGCAGCGGCACCCGCACCCCGACAAGCUGUGGCCGCCCCAGCGCGAUACAGAGCCCGGCGGCGACGACAGCGUGUCAGCGAGCGCGGGCGCAGAAGGCGGGUCGUUCCGCGCGCCGCCGCCCGUGGCGCUGCGGGCGCGCGCGCCGCUGCCGCACCAGAUGCCCAUGCAACAUCGGCCCGACCACAUGAUUAUACAACACCGUCUCAUCGGAGGCGACAACUCUCAAAUACAACAAAACAUCGCAAACGCGGCCGCACAACAGAUGGCCGAGCAGAAGCAAAUCGCUGCCUCUCAGGGGAAUGCUACUACUGAUAAACAAGAUAGUGGACAUGAUCAAGGGACGGACGAAAUGGAUAUCGGCGAUAUGGACAAGCUUGAACAAGAUACAGGCAACAUUGGAGAGGUUGACAUUCUAACGGGCCUGAGUGGUGAGGAUGAUGAGAAGCUUCUGGAGUCUCUGACGUCAGAGAUAGGCGAGCAGUUCAACAUACUGGAGUACGCGGACCCGGAGCUGGCGGCGCUGGGCGACGAGCACCUGCUGGACGGGCUCGACCUGCCGGACGACGUGGCCGACCGCGACCAUCCGCACCAGAAACGCAUUCCCGAAGACGACUCUGAGCAAAAAGGCGACAACAAGAUGGACAGCGAACUACAGAAAGCCGUAAAGAACAUAGAGUACGCCAAGAUGACUGUGAAAUCUGAACUCGGGGAGGUUAAAUCGGAGAUUCUAGAAGCAAAAACAGAAGUCCCUGUCUCCUCGAGCAUGGGACAAAUGUUCCAAGACAAUGUCCAAAGAGUAAUAUCACAGAACCACCAAAUUGCAUUACAUCAGCAGUCCAUGCAGACGGUGAAGGGCGAGGUGAAGGCGGAAUGCGAAGACAGCAAGGAGAGCGAAUGGCCGCGUCCCGUCUUCUCGCACAUGUUCGGACUUCAGAUACCUACUCAGCAAAGUCAGCAGAUCCGCGCCGGGCCGCAGGGCGUGGCGCAGCAAGUGUCGGCGCGCCCGCAGGGACAGAUCAUCAACCAGCAUGUGCAGUUCACUCAGAACCCCAGCGCGGCGGUGAGCGCGCUGAGCGCCAGCACGCAGAGCAUCGUGAACGCGAUGACGGCGCAGGUGCAGGCGGCGCUGGCGGCGGGCCGCUCCAUCGCGCCCGGCACGCGGCUGCUGGGCGCGGACGGCGCCGUGGGCGUCGUGCGCCAGGAUCGCUCCGUGGCGCUGGCCGCGCUGCCGCACUCCGCGCGCGGUAUGGUGGCCGCGGCCCGACAGCUAGCGCCCACCUCGCUGCGACAGGACGCGCCGCUCGCCGUUUCCGCGCUUACUGCGAACCCUGGUGCACCAGGAGUCCGCAGCGCUCCCCCGCCGCCCUACCCCGGCCUGCGCGCGCCGCCGCCGCCGCCCUACCCGCAGUUACAGGCGCCCUUUGACGCGGACUGGGGCGACUGGCUGCACCGCCGCCCGCUGCUGCUGCAGAACGUAAACCAGGAGCAACCGUUGCUUCUGGAGGAGCUGUUGGAGCAGGAGAAGCGCGAGCAGGAGCGCGAGGGGGGCGAGUGGAGCGCGGGCCCGCCGCCGGCCGUGGCGCCAGCGCCGCCGCCGCCCGCCGUGCCGCUGUUCGCCGCGGCCGCGCCGCCGCAGCCGCCGCCGCCGCCCGAGCGCGCCGCCAGCGAGGCCGACCAGCACGCGCGCCUGGCCUACGAGCAGUGGCUGGCCGCCUACAACACGUUCGCGUCCGACCAGCUGCGCUACUACGAGCAGGAGGUGCAGAAGCUGCGCAAGAUCCGCAAGUCACUGAAUAGUAAGCAGCGUCAACUUAGAAAAUCAGGGAACGAGCUGAUGCCGAACGACGCUGCGGAACUCCAGCGAGUGUCGACUGAACAACAGGCGUUACAGAAGCACUUGGAAGCUGCUAGGAAGCAAGCCAGACAGCACAGUAUGCUCAUUCAGGAGUACGAAACAAAACAGCGUCAACUAAACCCCCAGAUGGCACAACAAACAAUUAUAAAUCAACAGCAGAUAUCAAAUCAAACUGUAUUUGCUCAACAAAAUCAGAAUAUAAACCAAGGUCAACAAAUGCAACAGCAGACCACUUUAAACAGACCCAUGCAAAUAGGAUUGCAAGGUACCACAAUACAGCAGCAAACGUUGAUACGAACACAACAAACCGUGCUCGGUUCGGACGGGCAACCGCUGCCUCAACAGAGGAUAGGUUUAGUCACGUCGCCCCUCAACAGUCAGGGAAGGAUCUUACAAGGAGCACGAACGUUAGUCAUCGAGCAGACUGGGUCCCCGCAACAACAGCUGGUCCGCCAACUGUCCGGAGUGCAAGAGAGGCCGCAGUCAGUGAGCGGCAUAGUGCAGUUCAAUCAACAACAGAUGGCUAACGUCCGAAACAGCAUGCCCGUGGGAAACCAGACUCCGCGCCCCUCAAACCAGAGGCCGGUCAUGUCGCCGCUACAUGUUCAAUCUCCUCAUUCACAGUCACCCCUUCACUCUCUGGCUCCCCAGUCCCCUCUUCACCCGAUGGCGUCACCGAUGCAGUCCCCAUUGCAUUCUCAACAGUCUCCACUCCACCAUACGUCACAAUCUCCAUUGCAUUCGUCGACGCAGUCACCUCACCACACUCAGCAGUCGCCGAUGCAUUCUCAACAGUCGCCGAUGCACGUUCAACAGACGUCUAGUUUGCCGCAACAGAGUCCGAUGCAUCCACAACAAAGCCCGAUGCAUCCGCAGCAAUCACCUAUACAUCAACAGAGUCCUAUGCAUUCCCAAAAUCAAAUGACCACUCAACACUCCCCGAUGCAUCCGCAACAGAGUCCGAUGCAUCCGCAGCAAAGUCCGAUGCAUCCGCAGCAAAGUCCUAUGCAUCCGCAGCAAAGUCCGAUACAUCCGCAACAAAGCCCGAUGCAUCCUCAACAGAGUCCAAUGCAUCCGCAACAGAGCCCGAUGCACCAUCAACAAAGUCCAAUGCAUUCUCAACAAUCACCGAUGCAUUUACAACAGUCGCCGAUGCAUACCCAACAAUCGCCGAUACAAUCGUCAAUGUCUCCGCAACAUUUUAUACAUCAAUUUCAAGCUCAGAGAACAAGUCCACAACUGCCUACGCCUAGCCGCAGUCCACAGAUUUAUCAACAAUCACAAAUACAGAGUCCUGUUGCUUCGCAUUCACCACAACUACAAAACAAUGAUUAUACAACCGGAAGAUUUUCUCGACCAACACCUGGGUGUUCACCUUUACCUACACGUUUUGCUCGGCCACCACAUCAUCAGCAAGGAAUGCGUGUUGGUGUACCUUUUGUGGGACGCCAACAGACUUCACCGCUCGGUAGUCCGCAACCUCUGCCGUCACCUGGGAAUUCCGCAAAUGAAAUGACUCGUCAACAAAUCCUUCAAAGACAACAAUACAGUCCUAUGGGUGGUGCGCCCGCCUCUCCUUCACUGUCACGAUCACCUCACGUGGCUCGUACACCCACUCCAUCUGCGUCGCCUGCCGCUUCGCCAGCACCCCACCACGAGCAUGGCGGAGGCAACCAUCACCACCACCACAUGGCACCAUUUCCCCCAGGAUACAGAUACUUCAAACCCGGUCUCUUUGGUGGUGCUCCAGUGUGGCCAACAAAAGAAGACGAUCGGCGACGCACUACUCAUAUAAAUAAAGUCUCCAUACUAAAAAGACGUACGCCUCCUCGACCGAGGUUUGCGGGAAAGACUGGCGCUCCCGGCAGUGAAACCCGUUCCGAUGAUAUCGGCGAAACGAGUGACGCGAGGAAAUAUGUUCUAUAUUCUUCAGGCAGUGUUGAAUAUUCGAGUGCAUCAGAUGAUUCUGCUCGUAUGAGCUUUUCCAAAGAUGAUGACGACGAAGACAUGCAAGAUUUCGUCGACCAGUUGGAUGAUGAUGAUAUAGUUGUAGUAGAACCUGGUGCUAUAUCACCAGAAGAGCGAAUAGCUACAGAAGAAGAUUUUGAGGAACUGAUUGACAGUGGUAAGCCGGAAGAUGAAGUUGAGGAAGAGACUUUUCAAGAUAAACCUCCGACGCGCACAGAAACAACGACUAAAACUGUGGCAGUAAUAAGUUUAGCGCCCGCGAAACAACCGUCAUCCAAUAUGCAGCAAUAUAAAAUAGCAACUCAAGGUUCGGCACUCUCGCGUUUACCGGUGUUGAGCGCUACUGUGCUUUCACCACAUACAAAUACUAAAAUAUUGAAUGAAGUGUCGCAAGCUACAGUUGCGUCUGUGUCAAUUGCUAAUCAAACUAUUUCAGUACCCGUUUUAAAAAAUCUUUCCGUACCAAUAGCUAACGUCACUGGUCAUGCUUCUGGUAUACCUAAGCCCCAAAUGAAGAAAGUGCCUUUGAACAUAACUAAUCCUCCGCUGACUGUAAACAUGUCAUCUCAAUCUAUGCCUAAGCCCAUGAAUUCCGUAAUUAGUGUAAUAUCAUCUAAUGUCGCAAAAAAUGUCAAUAUGAAUCCAGUCAUUACUCUUGCUACCUCAAACACAAUUGCAGGUACAUCUAGGGUACCAGUUUCCAUUUUAACUCAGCCACAAGUAAAACAAAAGAUUGUGAAAACUAUAGAAAAGCCAAUGGCAUUGUCACUAUCCAACACAAAACUUUCAAGCUUAUCAGUAACACAUGAUGCUACUUUGCCUGCAAAAAUAUUUCAAGAUGAUGCUGCAUCACCAGAUAGCACAGUGACUUCAGAACAUAACACGGAUAUACAAAAUCCUUCUGUCAGCCAGCAUUUACUUUCUAUAUCAUCGCAAGAAAUGAAACUAAAAGAUCAACAAUCGUCCAUUCAACCAAACAAAGACAUUGAUAUCGAAAGUGAAAUCAGUAAACAAACAGAGUUACCACAUACUCUAUGUAUGUCAGAUCGAACUCCACUUUUACUAGGAAAGGCAGAUAUAAAGAGUCCAGAUCCUAUACCUGAAAAAAUACCAGACAAUAUUAUGGAAGGAGACGAUGAAGACAAGCCAGAAGACUCUUUACAGAACCAGUUGUUGUUGUCUUACAAUAAAACUCUACAGGAACAACAAAUACCGAAUACAGUUUCUACAGGCAAGAACUCUGAAGAAAAUGUAGUGAAGACUAUUAAAGCAAUAGCAAAUCAAACCAAAGAGAUGGUAAUUGAUUCAAAUAUGCAGAUAACUUCAGAUAUCACGCAAGAUUCGGUUCAGAUAUCAAUACCGUCACCAACUCCUUCACAAGAAAGAUAUUUAAAUGAUAUAACUAUGCGAGAACAUUCCGAAACGGUAGAAGGUGCACCUAAACAUGUAGAAUCAUUUGAGCAUAUGUUGAGUUUUCUGGAAAAUAUUACAGAUGAUAGUAAAAGACUGGGUAUGAAGCAAGCAAGUAUUAAAAAACCUACUCCACAGCUAGCUCAAAAUCCUAAUUUAAAUCCAAAUCUAGCGUCUAAGCAACAAGAAAGUAGGGAAUCACAAGAACCUAUUCCAAACCAUUCAAAUCAACCAUUUUCAACUAGAGAAGUUGAAAGGCUUGCUAUGCAAUCUGCAACAAUACCGCAAUUAUCUCCACUGUCACAACCAGCUGAGUUGACUUCUAAUAUGGCAAAUGUAUCACAGCAAUUACGGUCAAUAAUGUCUUCUUUAAAUACUAAUACUCCUAAAACUGAAACUCAGACUGUUAUGAGAAAAAACAGUGACGCUACGGCACCUACACAAGUCAACUUUGAAACUCUACUUCCGUCAUCAAAAGUAGAAAUAUCCACUUCGCGACCAUCGCCUAUACAAAGAAUAGAGAAACCUCAAACAUCUAAUUCCAGCUCAGAAAUACCUAUGAGUGCAGCUCAACUGAUUGGAUCCAGGCUAAAUACCUUGUCAACAAUGGGACAAAUAAGAAAGUCGCCAACCGUGUCACCUAUUAAUUCACCUGUGGGAAUACAAAACCCUAUGAUGAAAUCUCCGGCACAGUCUCCUCUUAUAAACAAUCAAACAUUUAAUAUAAACGACGAAUCUCAUAAUACAACCAUUACUUCUCAAAUGAUGCAAAUGCCAGCAUUAUCAAAAAUUCACAAUAAUCCUUCAACAUCUUCUUUAAUGCAUUCUAGUAAUAUUACGACUACAAGUGUUAGUAAUUAUCCUAAACCACAAUCAUUGCCAACUAGUAUAUUAGGACACACUUUACUGCAACCUACCAGGCAAAUAAGUACAAGUAAUUUACAAUUUAAUCCUCAAAAUAUCAGUUCCAGUCAACCGCCAGCUUUGGUAAUGACUUCAAGGGCAAUCAUAGGUAAUAAAGAACCUGCUCCUAAUGUUACUGUUCGGACACAUAGUAUUGUCAGUACUGGCAUGGGGCAAAUACAACAGAAACCUGCACAAGGUCCCAUUAGUUUUGUGACUUCGUCGAAACUUUUACAUACGCAACUAACUUCACCACUAAAACGAUCGAAAUCAACUGACGAACCAAAGAGUGAUGUCAUUGUCGGCCAUAUUCAACCUACCAAAAGACAUAGUGUGGAAUCGGUUAUAGUUAAAUCUGAACCAAUGGAAACUGAUGAAUCUAACAAUAUGUCUGCAAAUGCAACAGAUAAUUUAGGUAAUAAAAUAAUUCAACAAAAUUCAGCGAACCAAAGAAACGAUGAGUCACAGAAUGUUUUAUUAAAACAGUUACUACAGACAACUACUACUACAUCAACAGUUGUUCCACAAAGAACAGUUACAAUACAAAGAAGUGCCCCAGCCUUAGGUACUAUUCCAUCGUUGGAAGCUCAGUUAGCAAGGCCUGCAAUACCGCCACCAACUCUAGCUUUAACUCAAGAAGUGGAAAUACCAAAGAGUUCACCUCGACAUAUUAUAACGACUGUAAGUUCACCUUAUUCCAAUCGUCCUAUUCAGACUUCAAUCCCUACAUCUGCAAUGUCCCCCUUGAUCUUGACACAAUCCUUAAUGGAUGUAAGAAAGACUCCAAUGAAAUUUAUAAAUAAAGAAGAAACAACCCCUUUACCAGAAUGCUCGCCCACGAUAAAAACUAUACCUGUGUAUCCUACAAGUAUAGAAAACCAACAACUUCAACAAACCAUAAAGAAAGAAGUGGCUCCACCACAACAAAGCCCUAUACACCGUCCUUUUACACCACUGGACGUUAAAAAGGAACUUCUCGACGAAAGCUCGCAGCAAUCUGCGACAUCCGGCGUUUCUACCGCUUCUGAUCAAGGUAAAUUGGAUCAGCCCAUGAAAGAGGAGUUUCCUGAAAGUGUUACUAUGGAGAGUUCGUCAGAUAUCAAUCCCUCAGAAACUCCAUCUGAAGCUAAAAGACGUAAACGACGAGAAUAUCAACAAAAAAAGAGAAAACAAAUGCAACUGAAUAUGAAGGCGGCUGCUGAAAAUAACAUGAAUGCUGUUAACGCCAAAAAAAGACCUCGGAAAGGUUCGCGAUAUGAAGAAGAUUACGAUACCUUCAUUGAUAACUUGAUGGCCCAACUAAGAUUACUUCCUGCAAUGCAAAUACAGGAACCUGCUUUAACUACAAACUUUGCGGUUUGUCCGUUGUUUGGAUCCGGAGAUUUAACGAAACUGAAAAAUAAAGAUUACGAUAUUUUGAAAGGUGAUUUAUUGGGUGACUUUGGUAAUGCUAAAAUACCGAGCGUGGCUGAUUAUUAUAAUACCAAACCAUUUGGAGAUGAGGAACCGCUACCUGAAAAACCUGCGUCAUCAACACAAAGAGGAUUUUAUGAUCAAGAAUUCCAACCUAUUGUAUUUGAUGAAGAUCCUGAGGACAAGAAACUUGAUUUUAUUUGUAAAGAGAGAGAUACUGAUACCCCCGACACUAUAGUAAGUUGCUCAAGUCCGGAGGGAUAUGAUAUUGAUCAUGAUGAUAGAUUCCCAUACCUUAAGCCAAUUGAUAAUGAAGAUGAUGAAGAGGACGAAGAAUCGUCUCUAUCAGGGCGUGUUUCACCAGAUUUACCUCUAGUAGCUCCUAUACCAAUAAGAGUUAAGCCGCUCUCGUUAUACCAAUUGAAAGAUGAAGAAGAUAAUCAGAAAUCGUUGAAAACUUUAGACACCGAAGCUCCGCUUAAAACAAAAUUGGAAGAUUCUCCAAGUAGUACGGAAAGCAACGAAAAUGUUACGGUCACUCUCACUCUAACAUCUGGUGCAGCAGAAGAUAUUCUUGGUGUAUUAAAGGAGCUUGCAGGAAUAUUGCACAUACCGCCGCCCACUUCGUAUCAAAUUAUAGAACGGACGGCCACUCCGCCGUCUCAUAAACUCGGUCUCUACAGAUCUAAAGGUAAAGAUGGCAAGGAAGGGACGCCGAUUGAUAUUCAAAGUAUUCUAAAUGGAGCGGCAAAAUUCUGCCGCCACUGUGACGUUGUGAUUUUGGAUUCUGUCGUUAGAGCAAAAGCGUCAGAAUUUCCUCUUUUAUCUGCUAACAAAGGAAACGCAGAAGAAAUCUUGUGUGAUAGUGAUUCAGAGUUAUAUUUCUGCAGUACACAGUGCUACGAGAGGUUCGCUUGGCGACCAACAAACAUUAUUUUAGAUGGAAAAUCAAAAACGAGCAUGAGAGAAGACAGCAAAUCUGAUAUAGAAACAAAUUUAUCAAAAGACAGAGAUGACUUUGACACUGCUUCAACUGAAAGCAUGGAAACCGAUGAGUUAGAUAUUAAACCUGACAUAAAAGACGAGAAAAUGGACUUCUCAUUCAUUGACUCGUUAGACAAUGAUGAGUUGAUGAAGGAAGUCGGCGACGACGUCAGCGCCCUCGAUGACGACCUAAAAAGUAUCGAGACGGACGAGAAAAGCAAUCAAAGCGUCGAAAAAGAGAAAUUUAGAGGAACACGGUACAAAACUUGGUCACCGGGCUGCAUCGGUCCACCGAUUAAGUACAAACGCCCAACCGAUCGAGAACUGACGGAGUUAGUCUUCAGAACUGGAGUAGCGAUUAUGCCGGUCACUAACGAAGAUUCGAGGAAAUGUGAAUUGUGUGGCAUUCAGGGAGACGGAGUCGCUGACGGUGUAUCGCGGUUACUGAAUUGUGACGUCGACCGAUGGGUUCACCUCAACUGUGCUCUUUGGUCGGAGGGCGUGUACGAGACAGUGAGCGGUGCACUGAUGAACGUGGACUCCGCGCUGGCGAACGGCUCCAACGCGACGUGCGCCGUGUGUCGGCGGCUGGGAGCGACCGUGCGAUGCUUCAAGGUGCGCUGCGGGAGCGUGUACCACGUCGGUUGUGCCGUGAAGGAGAACUGCGUGUUUUACAAGAACAAGACUGCCUUCUGCGCUUCGCACGCACCUAAGAACGAGAAGGACAACGAGCUGACGACGCUGAGCGUGGGGCGGCGCGUGUUCGUGUGCCGCGACGAGCAGCGCCAGGUGGCGUCCGUGAUGCUGCACUCCGACACCAACCACCUCAUCCGCGUGGGCGGCCUCAUCUUCCUCAGCCCCGGCCACCUGCUGCCGCACCAGCUCGCCGCCUUCCACACGCCCGACUACAUCUACCCCAUUGGAUAUAAAAUCGUGCGGUUCUACUGGUCCAUGCGGCGCGCCAACAGCCGCUGUCGCUACGUGUGCUGGAUCUCGGAGGAGGAGGGCCGGCCGCGCUUCCACGUGCGCGCGCAGGACGAGGCGCAGCAGGAGCUCAGCGCGCCCACGCCGCGCGCCGCCUGGGCGCACGUUUUGGACGCAAUAGCAGUUUUAAGGGAGGGCAGAGGAGAAGAGGGUGUUUUGAAGCUAUGGCCGAACUACGUGACUGGAGAAGAUCUGUUUGGGCUGACUGAGCCUGCGGUAGUCAGAGUACUGGAGAGUUUACCAGGUAUCGAGACCCUGACGGACUACCGCUUCAAGUUCGGGCGCUCGGCGCUGCUGGAGGGCGGACUGGCCGUGAACCCGUCAGGCUGCGCGCGCAGCGAGGCGCGCUGUGCCCGCGUGUGGCGCCGGCCCGCCGCGCGCUCGCUGCAGCCCGCGCCCCCGCCCCCGCUCGACGCGCUGUCGGCGCACCCCGCCUGCCCCUACUCCAAGCAGUUUGUGCACACCAAGAGCAGUCAGUACAAGAAGAUGAAGCUGGAGUGGCGCAACAACGUCUACCUGGCCAGAUCAAAAAUCCAGGGGCUGGGCCUGUACGCGGCGCGCGACCUGGAGAAGCACACCAUGGUCAUCGAGUACAUCGGCGAGAUCAUCCGCUCCGAGCUCUCGGAGAUUAGAGAGAAACAAUACGAAGCUAAGAAUCGCGGCAUCUACAUGUUCCGGCUGGACGAGCGGCGCGUCAUCGACGCCACGCUGAGCGGCGGGCUGGCGCGCUACAUCAACCACUCGUGCCAGCCCAACUGCGUCACCGAGAAGGUGGAGGUGGACCGCCAUCUGCGCAUCAUCAUCUUCGCCAAGCGACGCAUCGCGCGCGGGGAGGAGGUAAUCAUCAUCAACAUCAUCGACAUCAUCGACGCCACGCUGAGCGGCGGGCUGGCGCGCUACAUCAACCACUCGUGCCAGCCCAACUGCGUCACCGAGAAGGUGGAGGUGGACCGCCAUCUGCGCAUCAUCAUCUUCGCCAAGCGACGCAUCGCGCGCGGGGAGGAGUUGGCCUACGACUACAAGUUCGACAUCGAGGACGACGCGCACAAGAUCAUGUGCAUGUGCGGCGCGCCCAACUGCCGCAAGUGGAUGAACUGAGACCAAAGUGAUACUACUCUACUACUACUACCACUACUGCUACUAAUACUACUACUACUACUACUACUACUCGUAAGCGAAUCUAUCGUUAUAGUUAAGCGCUUCGGGUGAGUCCACAAUACUAUACUGUAGCGUAAAAGGCAUCGUAGAGUGCGAGUAAGAUAAGUCUGCUCGCGUGGCGCUCUUGAUGCCAGCCUUUACCGCUAUCUCUUUUACCCGCCUAGAAAUAGAUAGAGAUAGACGACAACAUAGCGGCAUUUCAUUAGUUCUUAAUUUUGACACAAUUCUGACUAUUUCGAAAUGACAUUUAUGUGUUUCAUGAAUAAAUGAAAGAAUGAAACAGAAAGGGAUAUUUUUAUCCAUUAGGAAAUAUUACUUAAUAGGAAAUAACUUCAGACAUUGUAAAUAGGAUAGAUGAAAUUAUUCAAAAUCUUUUAAAGAAUUGAGUCUAAUAUCUCGUCAUAAAGGAAAUACCAAAAUUACCUAAUACAUUUAAAAAGCCUAUUAUAAUACACAAAUAAAAAUAUGAAUGGUAAUAUUGUGCAGAUUGUAUGGUGCAUCGUCGCAUUGUAGUGUUGUGGCCUCGCCCUUAUCUUUUGUAUAAUAAAAGCGACGUGUGAUCUUAUUUAUAAAAUGAGGCAAAGACAAUAUAGUCACAAUUGUACAUGAACAGUGCCCGUAGUACGAGUUUGGAUAAAUCGAAAACGUUUAUGGUUUUCGUGUGAUAGAAUGAAAUAAAGAUUUAUGAUUUUUUUUUAUAUAGUACUGUACUAUCUAUUUUUAUAUCCCAAAGAUUACGCUGGCUAUGGGUUGAGUUUUCGAAAACAAUUCGUACUAGGGUCUUACAAUUCAAAAAUUUAUUAAUUUGAGAGUCUUGUAUUGGAAAGGAUUGUACAUACGAGUAAAAAAAAUCAUUUUUGUUAUUAAUUUUUAACGUGUUUUUUAGAUGUGAAUGUUCCAAAAUUAUACGUAGUUUAAUUUUAUAUUAGUGGUUAGAGGAUUUUUUUCUUUUAUCACCGCUUUUUUUUUAUAAACUUUGACAUUUAUCAUAAUGAUACAUAUAUUUUGUUAAUCGGGUAAAAUUUUAUUCACUGUUGGUAUCGAUCGAUCGUCGUUUAUAUUAUUAAUUAUUACUAUUGUGACGUAAAUUAUUAUUUAGUAUCAUUUAAUAAAAUAUAAAUAAUUGUGAAGCAAUCAUCUACUGCUUCGUUAUUAUUAAAUUAUAUAUUAAUAACAUAUUUCUUUUUUUUAGAAUUUAAACUAUCGUGAGUGUUAUUCAUAUUAAUUGAUUAUGAAACACGGCUAAAACUCACGUGAUAUUACGUCGGAGUAUGCCCGACUAGUUUCGAACCCAUACGGGGCCCUUAGUCAUAUUUCUUUAUGAAUGACUAUCUCAGUGGUGAAAAUAUAAAGUGUUAGGUUAAGUUACCAAUUACUAUAUAUUGUAUGCAUUUAGUGUCUGUAGCAAAUGUUGUUAUAGUACAAGCUCUCGAAAUGUACAGUGACUUUCUUUUAUUGAGAUUAUUAAUGAUUGAUAUUAAUGAUUAUAUUGUUUUGCAGUUAAUGUACUAAAAAAACAAGGUCUCUAAAUAUUUUUAAUAAUAUUCUGUUAUUAUUAAUAUAUAACAAAGUAGGUAUUAGAUAUCGAGUGUUUAUAACAUAAUAUACUUAAUUUGAAAGUGAUAUAUGAAAAUAAAGAGCCCAGGGGUGAGAAAAAUCGUUAGAAAAUCCAUUUAGAUAAAAUUAUAGUGACCUAAUAGGUGGAUAUAUCGGCAUAAAAGUAUCCUAGUAAUACAAAAUGUGAACUAAGAGUUUUUUCGUCAAAUUUCAUCAAAAUCUGUUAAGCCGCUUUGUGUGAUUGACUGGAGACACUCAAACACAUAAACUAACUUUAAAUAAGAGGUUGUUGUUUGACCAUAUAUUAGUAUGUAUAUCCCAUGAAUUCGAACUACUGAUUCAAUUUUGAUGAAGUUUACAGGUCCUUUUACAAAAUGUGGAGACGGUUUUAAUACAUUUUUUUUAAUUCUUUACAAGUUAGCCCUAAGAACUACAAUCUCACCUGGUGGUAAGUGAUGAUCCAAUCUAAGGUAGAAGCGGGCGGGACUUUGUCGGUAGUAUGAUAACUGACCACGGCCAAAGCCUCCCAUCAGCCAAACUAAUUAACACUUACGCUGCGGCACUGAUUUUUCUGUACUUUCCUUUGGUGUUGUACGAGGUCUAUCGACCUCGUAACUCUUGAAUACGCUAGACGUACAAGGUCAUUUGACCGCACCGCAGCGAACGUGUUAAGAAAAACCUCAUUCGGCCCAGGUGGGGAUCGAACCCAUGACCUUCGUCUUGUAAAUUAACCACGCAUACCACUGCGCCAUGGAGGCCUUCAAAAUGUAUAAAUUGUAUCUUUGAUUAAUAAUCUCGAUGAGGGAGAGUCACGUAGUCGGGAUCUGAGACCAUUAGCUGUUCGUAUGUAAUACCACAUCGUGCCUGACCAGUUUUAUAUGUACACACGUAGGGAUCUAGUUCGUACGUAUCAUUAAUUACUUACGUUAAAAAUUACAUGAAAUCACAAAAAGUAUUUACUUUAUACAUAUUUCAACAUAAUUAGUUACCCUCCACGUAUCUCCUAUAAAGCCUUUUAAUUGGCUAUGUAAAUAGGCUGAUAACGAAGUAACUAUUAGUAAGUUCCUUAUCGUCCCUACUAGCGUAACCUACUUCUGUUGUGCGCAGUGUAGAGCCCUGCUUACAGUGGCACGCACUUCAUUGAUGCAUAAAUGCAUUGCCUACCCCGAAAACUCACUACCAAUAGGCUGGUUGAUACUUUUUUUAAAGGGUCUUCAAUUGUUCAUUAGUGUUCUACUAGAUUUAAAAAAAACAUAUUUUUUGCAUCAACACUUUAAUUUUUAAAUGAUUUUUUGACAAUACGAGCCAUAAAGCUGUCGGCCAUGAUGACGUCACGUUAACACUAAGUCUUAACCAAACGAAAGAUUUGACUUAAUGAUUAGAUAUUAAUUAGUUUGACGUUUAUUCCUCUAGUGACAUCAAGUAACAUGUGACGUCACAAAAUGGACGACAGCGUUUUUGACAUUUGGAAAAAUUUAUUAAAUACAUGAUUUUUAAAUUAAGUUUUCUAUGAAAUCCUUCACUUUUAUUGAUUGAUAUCGUUGUAUUUCGGACCCUUAUUCCAUGUAAUAAAAUAUACAUUGUUUAAAUUAAAGUUGAUAUUAUGCUUCAACUACCCUAUUGGUGAAGGUGAAUUGAAAUCUUUAAUUUUAUAUUAUCUGUACGUAAUGCAUACCCUAGUUAAAAACCUUAUGCACGCUACUGCCUGUUUAUCGCUUUUGUGCAUAUUUGAGUUCGUGUAUAUUCGUUUGUAUAAAAAUGUAUCGGAGGCGGUCGUUACUAGGAAAUAAAUUAGUGAGAAAUGUUUUGUAAUGUAAUAAAAUAUGAAAUUGGAAGCUGCAUUAGUAUAGUUGGGUUUUCUUGCACGCUAAGUGUUUUCAAUUACCAGAUACACAAUAUAUGAUAUGAAAUACUCGAGUAUUUAUGUUUUUUUUUGUAUGUAAUGUUUUUAUCAGAGAUAUGUAAUUUUUUAUAAACACUGUAUUGUACAUUUUUUUUUUUAGUUUGGGAACACUUAGCGUAGGCUUUAAGGUAGUAAGAAUAGGUUGUACUCACCGGUGGCCAUCAGAGAAUGUUUUGUCAUGUGUAUGUAAUUAUUUUAAGUUUUAAACGUGCAAUAUCGAGUCAGUACCGAAAUUGUAAAUAUUGAUCAUUCUGCAAGUAAGAUCAUUUGAAGAUUUAAUUGAUAAUCGAUAAUCAUGUAUUAGGUUUAUUAUCUAUAAUUUAAUGCGUUGUAGACAAUUUAAGUGAUAGUUUUCUCUAUGCUUUUCCAUCGAUUUAUUUAUUGAAAGCAUUCCCAUGUGUUUGAAACUAAAAUGGAACUGACUACCUUCACUGCGGGAUUUUUCGAGUGCUAGUGAAAUUUUGUCUUUUAGAAAUAUUCUAUACUUUAAAUAUUUUUAUUGUCAUAUUAUUUUCCUUCAUUAAAACUUUUAAGUACAUA